CCCACCCCAAAGGUUUUCAUUUCCGGUUGUAUUUGAAGUUGUCCGUCUAAGUGGGAACUGCCAGGAACAUACCGCCACGUCAAGUUGCCUAAAUCCAUGGUCCGAAGCAACCAGAGCGUUUCACGUGACAGCUCUUCAACAUGGCUGACAAUCGGACUCCAACUUUGAAUUUCAACAUCGGGGUGCUCGGACAUGUGGACAGCGGCAAGACGUCGCUGGCUCGGGCGUUGAGCAGCACGGCGUCCACGGCUGCCUUCGACAAGAACCCUCAGUCCCGCGAGAGAGGCAUCACCCUGGACCUCGGCUUCUCCUCCUUCACCGUGGACCUCCCCGAUCAGCUGCGGGAGAGCGGUGACCACCGGCGGCGGUAUGACAACCUGCAGUUCACCCUGGUGGACUGUCCGGGACAUGCCUCUCUCAUUCGGACCAUCAUUGGAGGGGCGCAAAUCAUUGACCUGAUGAUGCUGGUGGUGGACGUGGUGAAAGGGGUCCAGACUCAAACAGCUGAGUGUCUGCUCAUUGGAGAGCUGACCUGUCCUCGUAUGGUCGUUGUGCUGAACAAGACGGACCUUCUGCCAGCCAACAAGAGACAGAGCGCCAUCGAGAAAAUGACCAAGAGACUGCACAAAACGCUGGAGAACACCAGAUUUAAAGACUGUCCAGUGAUUGCAGUGGCAGCCAAGCCCGGGGGCCCCGAGGCUGCCGACACAGAGGAACCACAGGGGGUGUCUGAAUUAAUUGAGCUAUUAAAAAAGCAGACUUACCUCCCACGGAGAGACCCAGGAGGCGACCUACUCAUGGCUGUGGACCACUGCUUCUCCAUCCGUGGCCAGGGAACAGUCAUGACUGGGACCAUCCUGCGGGGGUCACUGGCCAUCAAUGACACCAUAGAAAUUCCAGCCUUGAAGGUGACUAAGAAGGUAAAGUCGAUACAGAUGUUUCGGAAGCCAGUGUCGGGGGCCAUGCAGGGGGAACGUGUGGGUGUGUGCGUGACACAGUUUGACCCAAAGUUGUUGGAGCGCGGGCUCGUGUGCACCCCGGGCUCCCUGCGCACCGUCUUUGCUGCUGUCAUCUCCGCCAGGAAGAUCGGCUACUUCAAGGGCUCCCUCAGCACACGGGCCAAGUUCCACAUUACGGUGGGACACGAGACUGUCAUGGCGAGGGUGACCUUUUUUGGCCUGCUGCCAAACACGCCACAUCAAGAGCCCUGCUCGCUGGAAACGGCCUUCACCUUCGACAGGGAGUACCUCUACCAGGAAGGCUACGUCACCGGCCAGCGAGAGUCCAGUUCAGGACCCGAGCCAGAGCAGUGGGCACUGUUGGAGUUUGAGCGGCCUGUCACGUGCCCCUUACUCUGCCUGGUGAUUGGCUCCAAGCUAGACGCGGACAUCCACGCUAAUGCAUGCCGCUUGGCCUUCCAAGGGCGUCUGCUGCACGGGUUUGAAGAUAAAAGCUACGCUGAGACGGGCCUCCCUCGCCUGCUCAUCUACAAGACCAAACACAGGGAAGGGCAAGUGGAGAGGGUGACGGACGACUACACUGUGAUUGGCCGCAACCUGUUCAAGAAGGAAACGAACUUGCAGAUCUUUGUGGGGCUGAAGGUCACUCUGUCAACGGGCGAAACGGGCGUCAUCGAGGGCGGGUUUGGACAGAGCGGAAAGUUCAAAAUUCGAGUACAAGAGGGUCUUCUCGCAGAAACCAAGCAGUUGCUGUCCUCGACCGCUUCCAAGAAAAAGGGGAAGGGGGGCGGCAAAGAUGGAGGCACUGCAAAUGAAGACGAGCCUAAGACGGACACUCGGCACGUUAGCAUUCACUUGGAUUUCAAACGCUACGUCUUUGACCCCCACAAGAAGAUGGUUCAGUUGUGACCCCCGGCGCCCAUUUGAACAUUCAACAAGACUCUUUGUCCUUGGAGCAGCGCUGCACUGACUUUAUUUUAUGGUGGUGGAAAAUGCUUCAAUUAAAUGAUGUAAAAUGAUAUAAAGUAGCUGAAACUGCUGGGGAGAAAGUAUCAUCUCACCUUACAAAGAUGAACUCGAUUCACUCUCCUGACAAUAAUGCAUUAGAUUUUUUAUAGCUCUUGAAAUCUGAUUUGCAAAUAAUAAUUUCUUUCUGUAGACAUCCAAUAACGGUAGAUUUUUAAACCGCUUGAGUUGGGAAAAAAAUGGUGUUAUAAAGCAAUCAUGUUUUUAUCAUCUGUCUAUUUCUCUGUCACUGGGGUCAAUGAUUAAUCAUGCAGUUAUUUUCUUUUCAACACCAUUUCUUGAAAUGACAACAGUGGAAGGGUUUUGAUCUGCAAUUAUGUCAGAUUAAAUGGAAAAAUCACACAAAUAAAACA
Messenger RNA from Phycodurus eques (leafy seadragon), 2338 nucleotides. It is a transcript of the gene eefsec, whose product is annotated as eukaryotic elongation factor, selenocysteine-tRNA-specific. Gene Ontology annotation, molecular function: GTP binding; translation elongation factor activity; GTPase activity. The record is from RefSeq and is a predicted model, not a curated record. Gene Ontology annotation, biological process: selenocysteine incorporation. The transcript is spliced from 8 exons. Bases 141 to 1868 code for a protein of 575 amino acids. NCBI's taxonomy places the organism in Eukaryota, Metazoa, Chordata, Actinopteri, Syngnathiformes, Syngnathidae.